Messenger RNA from Sitophilus oryzae (rice weevil), 2520 nucleotides. Its product is annotated as glycoprotein 3-alpha-L-fucosyltransferase A-like. Gene Ontology annotation, cellular component: membrane. The record is from RefSeq and is a predicted model, not a curated record. The transcript is spliced from 7 exons. Lineage: Eukaryota; Metazoa; Arthropoda; Insecta; Coleoptera; Curculionidae. Gene Ontology annotation, molecular function: alpha-(1->3)-fucosyltransferase activity. The coding region runs from base 164 to 1486 and encodes 440 amino acids.
AUUGCCAAUAGUAUAAUAUAGUGUGGCUAUUGCUUUGUUUUAUCAGUGCGUAAGAUAAAAGAUAACAAAUUAAUCAGACCUUAUCAGCAACAAUCCUUUCAUAAUUCCGCCAAGUUGUCUCAACACAUUCUGAUCACAAAUAUGGUAAUGGAGUAUUCCUAAAAUGCCUCCACGACUCUCAGCCCGCAAGUUCGUCCUAGCUUUCCUCGUGGUUAUCGGAGUGACGGUCUUGGUGGGUACCAAGUACAACUUGUCUCAUCUGGUCAACAAAUCCGCACAACCGUUGGUUCAAGUGUUUAAAAAUGAACUCGGAGCUCAAACCCAGAGACCAGAAGAACAAGAGGAAUUUCUCGAUAACAACAUAUUCGAGGAGCCGGAAAAAACAGUGAAACCUCCAGAAAGGCCGUGGUUCCUGCCUGAUGGUACGAUUUACCCUACGAAAAGUAAAGGACCUCCAAGACUGUUUCCUGAUCAAGCCGAUGGAGAUAGGAUUUAUGAUCAGUUGAUGUACAUGCCCGAUGACUAUCAAGGGUACGACUCGCCGGAAAAGACGAUCUUGCUGUACAACGGAUUCAGCGGCUGGGGCCAGAAAAAGGGCAGUGCAGCAUUUCACGAAUGCCCUAUCAGUAGAUGCACUUUGACUGCGGAUAGGAGCAGGGCUUCCGAUGCAGACGCAAUUCUGUUUAAAGACAGAGUUGUUCAGCCUCCGGUGGACAGGCCUAUGAAACAGGUGUGGAUAUUAUAUCACUUGGAGUGUCCGUACCAUACGCAAAGCGUCAAAAUCCCGGAUUCGAUAAACUGGACCUCAACAUACAGGAGAGACAGCGAUAUCGUAGCUCCAUACGAAUAUUGGAUGUACUACGAUCCAGAGGUAAAGACGCAAGUACAAGACAGAGACUACGGAGUAAAUAAGACUAAAAAAGUGGCUUGGUUUGUAUCGAACUGCGGUGCCAGAAACAAUAGGUUACAAUACGCCGAAGAAUUAGGAAAAUACAUAGAAGUGGACAUUUACGGAUUCUGCGGAAACCUAAAGUGUCCCCGAUCGGAGGACCAGAAGUGUUUCAAUUUGCUGAAGACUGACUACAAAUUUUACUUGGCGUUCGAGAAUUCCAAUUGCAGAGACUACAUCACAGAGAAAUUCUUUGUCAAUGGACUGAGAUAUGACGUUAUACCCAUAGUGAUGGGUGCACGACCUGAAGAAUAUCAGAAAGUAGCACCAGAAGGUUCUUACAUUCACGUGGAGGAAUUCGCUGGCCCUCAAGAACUAGCAGAAUACCUGCAUCGCCUGGAUAGGGACACUGCCCUGUACAAUUCAUACUUCAAAUGGAAGGGCACGGGUCAACUGAUCAACACGUACUUCUGGUGCAGAUUAUGUACAAUGGUACAUGCUCCGUUUGGAAACAAGCAUUACGAGGACAUAAACGAGUGGUGGAGAGGACCUGGUAUAUGCACAAGUAAAUCGUGGAGAAGUUCCGAAUUUGUUUAAGAAAUGUCAUUUUGAAUAGAGUAUAGCCACAGGACAACUAUUUAUAGUAACAAAAAGUUUUAUUUAAUUAUAUAUAUCCUAUACCUAUUUCUAAAUUUACGCCUUAGGAGCCUUAAGGAUUACAUUAUACUUUUUUCGUAAAAAAUGUUAUGAAAAUGCAAUGUGGGCAUCAUGUUGGCAGCUAAUAUGAAUAUUUUUAUCUUUUUUAUUUUUACAAUACUUGGCCUGUGGUUGACAAAGAGUUUUGUAUGUACCUAGGAUAUUAUUUUCCUAACCAAAGUCUCGUUUAUAUGAAUACUUAAGACGGAAUUGAAUAUCAUAAAUAUAAUACCAAAAGAAGGUGUUUAAAACAGAACAUUUUAACACUUACACUUGUCUGUUUCAUUUUACAAGUGUUUUCUCUUUUAACAAACCCAAAAAUCAAUAUAUUACAAAAAUAUUUUUAAUUAUCUAAGUAUAUCUUCGCUUUAAGGCACUACUUGACUAACUAGAUUCUAUGUUAUCGAUGUUAGAACUUACUUAGUGACGUAGUGAAUUAUUAGAAAAUUAAAACCAAAUUUAUUUAGUGAAAAUGUCAAUUAGGAAUAAUCUUUUUCUAUUUAAAAAUUAAGUAAUGUUGGGUCCAGACUUUUUAAGUAUUAUUUCUUUCAAUAAGUAUUUACAUAUUUAAAUAUGUUACAAUACAUCACUAUAACGAAUAAGUUGAAAUAUUGAUUUAAAGGGCUUUUAAUCAAAUGUUAAAGUAGACAUGGAUGAUCAGUAGGUUUUACGAUAACUUAUCUUAAAAUAUUAUGUAUGACUUCACACAUCUUAAGUAUACCAUCCUGGAUACUUCAUCUGCUUGGUCUGUACUUUAAUGCAUGCGACAGAGAUAAAUAUAAAUGACCGGUUGACAGACAGAGAGACAAAAUAAAAAGCAACAGACAGUGUUGCCAGUUUUUACGUGUGUAGGAAAAUGUGUGUAAAAAAAUAAAUUAUUUUAAAAACUUUCAUGUAUACCACUGAAAUGAACAUAAUAGGAUAUCUAAGCUAAA